CUUGGUUAUUUGCGCUAAGAGGCUGACAGACAGCCAAGAAUGGACUUUCUGAAGUUCAUUAUGCUCCUCCAAGUGCUAAGGUGUGAAGCUCUGCAGAACAUCAGCAUUGCAACUGAGCAAACACCCCUGGCAACACAAAAACCUGGUGUGAAGGUGACCCUGCUGAAGGACACGUGUACAUGGACAUUGGAGAGUGUCGUGGGGUCAAAGGUCAUUCUGACUCCAGGGCUGAAGAUGGGUGUGGGGGAGCAGGUCUGCCAGGCCCUGAGGUGCGGUGGGGUAGACAGGUUCAGCGAGAACCGGGCCCCACCCAACAGCACCUGCCUGUCCCAGUGCCAGCAAGUGGAUCAUAAUGGACUAGGCGACUGCUCCACGGAGGUGUCCGACAACUGUAAAGUCCUGUCCACAGUCAUCUGUGAGCAUAAUAAGGUUCGCAUCGUGGAUGGGUCUCAUCGCUGCGGAGGGCGUGUAGAAGUCUGGCACCAGCAGCAGUGGGGCACCGUGUGUGACGACGACUGGGACCUGAGUGACGCCAACGUCGUUUGUGCCCAGCAGGGCUGUGGCUUUGCUGUCAUGGCGACGGGCCAAAAUGGCCGCUUCCGUCCGGGCUCCGGCUCCAUCCUAUUGGCGGAGCUGAACUGCACGGGUCGCGAAGGGAACCUAUGGGAGUGCCCCGCUCGUACAGGCACCAAUGACUGCGGACAUAAGGAAGAUGCUGGAGUGGUGUGCUCAGAGUUCAAGGACGUCAGACUGACCGGAGGUCUGGAUCGCUGCUCAGGGCGGGUAGAGAUCCAUCGCAACGGCACCUGGGGCACUGUGUGUGACUCCUGUUUUGGCAGAGAAGAAGCAAUGAUAGUGUGCUCAAUGCUGAACUGUGGAACAGAGGUCCAAUACUCAGCGUUCUCUCCACCUUUCUUGCACGCCAAUGGGACCCAGUGGUACUACAUGUGUCGUCCGCCUUAUUCUCGUCUGUGGAAUUGUCAGGAAUAUGCUAACCACCCAUUCUUAUGUAAAGACUCAAAAGCGUCAGGAUUAAUCUGUGGAAACUCGCUUGGAUUGCCUCCUCCCCCUACCAUUGCCAGUGUGAACGUAACCACAAUAACAGGUGUGUCUCCACCAUUGAGCACAGCAAACAUAUCCAGCAGGAGCAACAGCAGCAGCAGUGAGCCCCCAUGGUACUCAUCAUGGUACCUGUCUCCACUGCACCUGGCCUGCUAUGGCCUGUCAGCCGCCCUGCUCAUCGCACUCAUAUCCAACAUCAUCAUCUGCUGUCGACACCGGAGGCAAGACGAACUUGUGAUUCAUCAAAAAUCGCGGCAGCUUCAGAGUGCAGGCGAGCGGCGACAGAAUGACUACCGGGGCAACGCCACCUUGGUCAACGUCACCAGCAGCAACAACCAGGAAGCAAACAACACCGGUCAGACAGUGGAGCUGAGUGCCGUGGUGCCCCCAUAUGUCCCCCAGAGCAGUAUGGACAGCACCCUGUCUGGGGACACCGACCUGGACAGCAGCCUCAGCACGGACCCCACCUACCCUCUCUCCACCUUCCGCAACUCACGUAAAUAUGGCGUGGGGAAGAAAAUCUCGCAUGCAGAUGUGUCCCACAUGAACAGCCUCUCAGAGGAAGUUGGCAACCCUGAGGACUCUGCCAGAGGGCAUGCUGGGAACUGUAGUUCUCCAUUAGUGCUCAACAACCACAACCCCAUUAGAAGCAGCUAUGAAGGCACUGCCAGUGUGGAUUCGUUUGACAGUUUGAGCACGUCCUCUGGGGAGUGCUAUGAGAACACUGGUCCCAGCACUGCUGACCUACCCGACUUAGAAGAGCCAGUUUAUGACCAGACCGAUGACCACUUCCUGUGUCAGAGAGUAAACCACACAGGUAACCACGGAGACCUGCCAGGGGUUGUGCUGGGAGAGCGGGUGAGUGGAGGAGACGACUUCCCCAUCUACUCUCCCGUCAGCCUGGAGAACCCAGAUGAGGAGCGGCAAGAGGAAGAGGAGGAGUCAGACUGUGACUAUGACGACGUGCUCAGCUACAUGCAGUGAUUGGUUGGCCAUCGGCUUAAUGUCACCAUGGCAACACAGUCAUCAACAACAUCCAUUGCUGGCCAUUGUCAGACUGUGACUAUGCCAACAUGCUCAACAAUAACAUGUCAUGAUAGGCCAUUGUGUGACCAUGACAGCAUGGUUAAACACGCUGGAAACCUGUGCAGGAUCUCAAAUGGUGCACUUGUGCACUUCAGUGG
Messenger RNA from Engraulis encrasicolus (European anchovy), 2246 nucleotides. RefSeq names its product T-cell differentiation antigen CD6-like. The transcript is spliced from 14 exons. Gene Ontology annotation, molecular function: serine-type endopeptidase activity. The record is from RefSeq and is a predicted model, not a curated record. Gene Ontology annotation, biological process: zymogen activation. Lineage: Eukaryota; Metazoa; Chordata; Actinopteri; Clupeiformes; Engraulidae. Bases 40 to 2046 code for a protein of 668 amino acids. Gene Ontology annotation, cellular component: plasma membrane.